Messenger RNA from Dentiscutata heterogama, 489 nucleotides. The record is from the annotation of a GenBank genome assembly. Lineage: Eukaryota; Fungi; Glomeromycota; Glomeromycetes; Diversisporales; Gigasporaceae.
GAUGAGAUCAAUCCAGCAAUCUAUAUGACCUUGGUAGAAGAAUUACCUACCCCAAAAGAUGAAAGCCUGAUCCCGACCGAAGACGAACAAUUAAGAUUCAUCAUAGAGGGUGAAAAAUUAGACAAAGAAGAAAAAGAAAAAGUACACAAGUUCUUCAAAGAAGAAAGACACCUAUUUACUAAUAAUAUCCAAGGUUUAGGGAAGUUCAAACCCGAAAAGAAAGCCCAAGAAGGGUCUACAAUUAGAAAAGAAGAAUCAAAGGAAGAAUGGGUGAGUGAUCAGGAUUCUCGAGAAGACUAUCAAGAAUUGUUAAAUCAAUUGGCAUGGGAAUCUGGUCGAUGGUCCAAUGAUGAUGAAGAAAAUGAGAAAAACCUAGAUGAUAUUUAUAGUGUAGAACCAUCAAAAUGGGGAGAACCCAUAAAUGGCAUUGAGUUCAGCAAUGACAAAAGUGAUAGGGAUGAUGACAAACCUUAUGAAGCGAAGACAUAG